Eurytemora carolleeae is the source of this 2297-nucleotide messenger RNA. RefSeq names its product pre-rRNA-processing protein TSR1 homolog (gene Tsr1). Gene Ontology annotation, biological process: ribosome biogenesis; maturation of SSU-rRNA from tricistronic rRNA transcript (SSU-rRNA, 5.8S rRNA, LSU-rRNA); endonucleolytic cleavage of tricistronic rRNA transcript (SSU-rRNA, 5.8S rRNA, LSU-rRNA). The transcript is spliced from 16 exons. Bases 26 to 2266 code for a protein of 746 amino acids. Lineage: Eukaryota; Metazoa; Arthropoda; Copepoda; Calanoida; Temoridae. Gene Ontology annotation, cellular component: nucleus; preribosome, small subunit precursor. Gene Ontology annotation, molecular function: GTP binding; GTPase activity; U3 snoRNA binding. The record is from RefSeq and is a predicted model, not a curated record.
AGAACAAUCUUGAACAAGAAUCAAGAUGGCGUCUGUAGGAGAGGCGCACAGGGCGGGAGCAUUCAAACAGUCGAACAAGAGUCAUAAGACGGGUCGGCACAAGAGUAAAGGAGCAGUUGAGAAGGAGAAUAGAGGUCGGGUAUCCGCUAAGGUUGUGUCUAAGAAGGGGAUCAAGGUUCAGCGGAAGCAAGAUCGGAAAAACCAUCUAACCCAGGCCAGGAACCUCGCAAGGCAGGAGGUCACUGCUCGGAAGCGCGGUAUCGGAGGACACGGAGCUCCUCCAGUUCUGGUUGCUCUCAUCCCUCUCUCCGACAGUCAGGUUCCAAAUGUACCAGGACUCCUGGAGAAACUCACAUCGUCAAUGCAGGACGCAGAGAUGACGAAAACAGAAUCUGGAGUAACACAUCUCAUGGUUCCAAGAUUUAAGCAGAGAUUUUCAUUCAUUAUUCCUAGCUUCGAUUCACUCUACGAGAUACUGGACGUUGCUAAGGUUUGUGAUACAGUAAUGUUUCUUUUGUGCCCUCACACCGGCCUUUCAGAACGAGGAGAGUUGAUCCUGUCUAGUGUCCUAGCUCAGGGUAUACCUGCAGAUCCUCUGAUGGUUCUAGGAUCUGCAGAUGAAAUACCUCCGAGCAAACUAACGGAGGUAAAGAAAUUGAUGAUUAAAGCUCUGGAGAGAAAGUUCCCGGCGGAGAAGAUUUAUACUUUAGAAACAGAUACAGACGCUGUCAAUUUAGUUAGAACAUUCGGCUCCCAGAAACGGCGGAGCAGUACCUUGAGAGAGAGACGCGGCAAUAUGUUGGCGGAGACUGUUCAAUAUAUACCUGGAGAGGCACCAGGAGAAGGUUCGUUGGAGUUGACAGGGUUUGUACGAAGCCAGGAUAUCUCCGUGAACAGAUUAGUUCAUAUUCCUGGUCUCGGGGAUUUCCAGCUCGAGAAGAUAGAGAAGCUUCAGGAUCCUUGUCCGAUAUCAAAGAAGAAUGAGAUGGAAGAUUUAAGUGUUCUUCUUCCAAAUGACGACAUUGUUGAUCUUGAGACUGAAAUAGCCCCGGACGGUAUGGACGGAGAGCAAACCUGGCCGACGGACGAGGAGCUGGCACAGGCAGAGCAUAAAGGGGACAAGAAGAGAACUAAAAGAGUACCGAAGGGAACAAGUGAAUACCAAGCUGCCUGGAUUGAAGAGAACGAGGAGGACAAGGAUGAUGCAGAGGAUGAUGAGAAUGAAGAUGACGAUGAGGAGAUGAACGAGGUUGAAGAUAUCCCAGCUGCUGAAGAAUCAGAUUCGGAGGACGAAUCGGAGGAUGAGAAGGAGGAUAUGGCGGAGGAUACUGUAACAGAAUCGGAGGCUGGGAAUACAGAGGAUUAUGAUAUGAAACACGUUAAUUUCAGCGAGGAGGUGAAUGAACUGGAGAGGUUGAGAGAGGCGAGGCUGGAGGCCAUGUUCCCCGAUGAGGUGGACACCCCCAGGGACACCCAAGCCAGGGUCAGGUUCCAGAAAUAUCGCGGUCUCAAGAGCUUCAGGACAACAGUCUGGGAUCCUAAGGAGAACCUCCCCUACGACUACGGAAGAAUAUUUCAGUUUGAGAACUUCUUGAGGACAAAGAAGAGGAUUUUGUCCGAGGCUGUUACUGGUGCCGAGGUGGGAUGGUAUGUCAAGAUCUACGUCAAAGGAGUUGGAGCUCAUCUUAAACCUCAAAUAGAAGAACGGGAUAGAUUAAUAUUCCACUGUGGUUGGCGAAGGUUUGCCUCGUGUCCUAUCUUCAGCCAGCAUAGUACCGGAAACAAGCAUAAAUACGAGAGAUACUUCCGGGAUGAUGUAGUGGUGAUGACGACCUUUGCUCCCAUCACAUUCCCUCCAGCACCUGUUCUCGUUUUCCAGGAGUUAACUGACGGAACCCAUUCUCUGCUUGGAUCUGGAACCCUGCUAAGCGCUGACCCAGACCGGGUUAUUGUUAAGCGAACCCUGCUUUCCGGUCAUCCCUUCAAGGUUCUGAAAAGGCACGCUACUGUUAGAUUUAUGUUCUUUAACAGAGAAGAUAUUGAAUGGUUUAAACCUAUAGAACUCAGAACUAAAAUGGGAAGAAGAGGACAUAUUAAGGAACCUUUGGGAACGCAUGGACAUAUGAAAUGUAUAUUUGAUGGUCAGUUAAACCAACAAGAUACAGUUCUAUUGCACUUGUUUAAGAGAGUCUUUCCUAAGUGGACCUAUGAUCCCUUUGUCUCUGAUCCGGAUCAACCAAGAGAGCUGAAUACAAUGGAGUCUUAAACUUUCAGAAAAUAAAUUUUUUUUAUCGUUU